AUGAGUUUUAGCGGCAAAGUUGUUAUUGUGACCGGCGCAAGCUCCGGCGUAGGCGCCGCCACCGCUAUAGCGUUUACAAAAGAGGGCGCCUCCGUUGUCAUGAUAGGAAGAAAUCAAACUAAAUUGGACAAAGUGAAGGAGAAAUGCGAAGCUGUCGGCCGAACACCCUUAGUCAUAAACGCCGACCUCACUGACGACGCCGAACUUAGAAACAUUGUAGACAAAACUAUAGAAGAAUUCAACAAAAUCGACAUUCUUAUUAACAACGCCGCUAUAUUGCGAUGCGGAAAUUUAAGGCAUGGUUCAAUUAUGCAUACGUACGAUGAAAUAAUGAAAACGAAUAUACGAGCUGUCGUUUAUUUGACAACAUUCGCUACACCACACCUCAUAGAGAGCAAAGGCAAUAUUAUAAACAUAUCGACUAUAGGCGCAGAUAGAGUAAUAUGGGACGAAUACAAUGCUUACUGUGUUUCUAAAGCCGCACUCAGUCACUUCACAAGGGCAGCGGCUAUCGAAUUAGGCCCUCAUGGUGUGAGAGUAAAUACAGUGAGCCCGGCAAUAGUUCGAAGUGAUAUGCUGCGGAAUGCAGGGCUCGGAGGUGAUGCAGAUUAUGAUGACAGUAAUUAUUCGUUCAAAACUGUGAUGAACACGUGGACUGAGCCGGAGGAGAUCGCUGAUUUAAUACUGUUUAUGGCUAGUGAUAAGGCUAAGAGUAUAACGGGAUCUAAUUUUGUUAGUGAUAACGGUAAUAUGUUGAUAUGA
Messenger RNA from Zerene cesonia (dogface butterfly), 762 nucleotides. RefSeq lists its product as uncharacterized. The record is from RefSeq and is a predicted model, not a curated record. Lineage: Eukaryota; Metazoa; Arthropoda; Insecta; Lepidoptera; Pieridae. The transcript has a single exon. Gene Ontology annotation, molecular function: oxidoreductase activity. The coding region runs from base 1 to 762 and encodes 253 amino acids.